Alnus glutinosa is the source of this 2035-nucleotide messenger RNA. RefSeq lists its product as uncharacterized. The record is from RefSeq and is a predicted model, not a curated record. Lineage: Eukaryota; Viridiplantae; Streptophyta; Magnoliopsida; Fagales; Betulaceae. The transcript has 2 exons. The coding region runs from base 592 to 1749 and encodes 385 amino acids. Gene Ontology annotation, molecular function: protein binding.
AGAACCAACCAACAUUAGUUCUAUGUGAACCCUUUGUUUUGUUUAUGUGCGUCAAUUCUAAGUGAACACCUCCUCAUUAAGAAGGCAAAAUACCCAAAAAGAACCCACCAACACUAAUUCUGCCAUUUCUAAGAUACCAAAGAAUUGGCUAUAUCAUAUAUGCGAGAAUGACAAACAUCACACAGUGAGUGACAACCUGUUGAUAACUCGGUAGUGCCGUGAAAGAUAGCCUUACCAUACUAGAUGUAAAUGGAAAUUGUGGUUUUGCAUUCAGUGAGUUUGGGUUAACUGAGUUCAAUUUCUAUGAAAAAAUACGAGUAGUAGGCCUUGCAAUAUAGCCCUACCCUUUGUUCUAUAAAUUUGGUGACAGAAUGAGGGCGAGGCUAUUAUGGCAGUUCAAGAAAUUCCAAGAAAAAAUUAUUUAAUUCCAAGAUUUAGAAAUUUAGGUUCAUUUGUAAGCCUUGCUUCCCAAAUGCCAUGGCUUGUGUUAUGAUCUAUUCUCUACUCUAAUUCAGGUAAUAACAGAGAUGAAGAGAUUACCUACAAAUCUUAGCGUUCCUUAAUUUCCUUCAUCACAAAUACUCCAGCUCCAUGGACGGACACCUCGUCGUUGGGGAAGACUAUGUAUCCCAACGUAAAUAUCUUUGUCGUCCUAAUUUGUUAUGUCCUUGUUCUUACAACUUCGUCUUCUGUGUGCCUGUGGAAGACUAUGGAAAAAACGUCGUCCCCGGUGAGAUUAGAGAUCAAAGGAAGUAUACGAAGUGGUUUACCAUCAGUAUUCAUGCGGACGGUCCUGGCGAGUUAUACACUAGGGAAAAACCGCUCACUUCGUUUUGGGACGGCAAACUUUACGACGUCAGGGGCUUUGCAGCCCUAGGCUCCCACGUCUACGAUUUUAGUGGGCCGACGUUCCCUAACUCAUUAGACGUUACCCACCAUGGCGGUUGCAGCCUCGACCCUGUUUGUCCGAUGAUUUGUCCCAGAUCCCGCUUGCGCAAUUUGGUUAUAGACGGAAAGAUUUAUGUUUUUUCUGGUCACCGAGAACAUUAUUUAUCGAAAGAAGAUAUUCCGCCUUACGCCGGAUGGGGUGAGGUUUUUGAUCCUGAAAAUGGACAAUGGGAAGCCUUACCUGAUCCUCCAUAUGUUUCGAGUUUUACAAUCAUGUAUGCAGCGCUUGAGAAUCCAAACAGGAUUCUGGUGGGUUUCCAUGUUCCGGAUACACACUAUUGUGCAAUGCUUUAUACAUAUAAUGUACAAAAUCGAUCUUGGAAAAUUCUUUCACCUGAGCCCAAGCUGCUCCCCUCUAAGUAUUCUGUAAUGUCUCGUCAAAGGACGGUAACCGUACAUAAUACUUUAUAUUGGGUCUCUCGCAUAUAUGAGAAGAUAUUCUUGAUUGCCUAUGAUUUAGACUUGGAUAUGUGGUUUGAAGAGAGUCUUAUGGGUCUCGGACUUUUCGGGCACACAUCUCCUUUUCUUUUCCAUUUAGAGGAGCAGAGAUUCUGCCUCUUCCAAACUUCAACGUCUGAUGAUUAUGAUGAUGAUGAUGAUGAUGAUAAUGAUUAUGAAGAUCUUCCAUCGGAUGCUGAUCUUCACUGCGUUGCAUUUGAUAUUUCUCAUAUGCCCGGGGAGAAGAGAUUGGGCAUAUCGCUUGCCUGGGAACAAAAAUAUAAGGUGGACUGCUCCUAUGUGAUAACUGAUUGCCUUUUACUGCCUGAAAUCGAGCAAGAGGAACUGCUAGAAGCAAAUUAAGGCUUAAUAGAUUAUAGUCUAUAUUAGGUACUCUCUAUUUGUUGCAUGUUCUUAUGCAUUCACUUUUGACUUUACUGAGUAGAUCAUUACAUUGUCCAAUGCCCUAAAGGAAUGUGUUUUCUUCUUUCUUCUGUGUUAGAACCGUUCUAGAGAUGACUUUGAUUUGAAGAGGAUCGUAAAAGGCAAAAGCAUGCAUGCUCAAAAAAAAAUACUGAUACAUUGUGUGGAGUAUUUAUUGUAGAUCUAUUUCUUGAGGCUCCCUUUUGAAUUGUUCCAUAUGGAAAUG